Molecule: messenger RNA, 1023 nt
Organism: Epithele typhae
Lineage: Eukaryota; Fungi; Basidiomycota; Agaricomycetes; Polyporales; Epitheliaceae
Product: Sucrase/ferredoxin-like-domain-containing protein
Exons: 7
Coding region: 1-1023 (340 amino acids)
Source: RefSeq, a predicted model, not a curated record
AUGGUCGCCUACGCCCUCGGCCACCACCCCGAGGCCGAGCAUGCUGCAGAGAAGCUUCGGGAGGCCUCUGUGCCCAUCUCUGACUCCUUAUGCCGAGCUUGUUCGGAUCCCUGUGAUCUUGGUCACGACGAAUACCCAAAGUUCGACGUGGACGCGGAGAUGGAGAUGCUGGGAUCUGUAAAGCCUUACGGGCGUCAGGUUGUCAUUUCCUCGGGCAAGACAGACUGGGCCCGAGACGUCACGGCGGUUGGCGACACGCUCGCCGCACAUCUCACCAUGAGACCUCCCCCGCCAAAGCACCAGAAGAUCACGAUUCUCAACGGCAGCCAUCGCCCCGUAUCCCACGAGGACCGCAAGGAGACCGUGCUCGUCUUUCCCGACUACAUCGUCCUGGCCGAGGUCACGAACUCGCGCGAGGGCGCUGCCGUGCUCUGGGAGCACACAGUCAGCCCUGCCGUCCCCCUCCAUGUGCCUCCGGAGCCAAGCCCGAACGCGAAGUCUUGGAUCCUGCCGUACGCGUGUGUCAUUCUGCUCUGCUCCCACAAGAGGCGCGACAACCGUUGCGCGAUCGCCGCCCCAAAGCUCGAGCACGCGCUCACCGCGGCGCUCGCGCGCGAGGGGUGGGAGGUGCACACCGAGGUCGAAGAUCCGUCCCUGCACGGCCCUGCGCUCGAAGACGACCCCGCGCUCCAGCAAGCAGGCACACAGGGCGGCGCGGCAGCAGACACGUCCGACGUCGGGGCCGACGCGCGCCAGGCAGCCAUGCGCGCGCGGCUGGCGGCGGCAGCGGAAGAGAAGCGCGCACUCAUCGUGUUCUGCUCACACAUCGGCGGACACAAGUACGCCGGGAAUGUCAUCAUCAACACCCCUCGCGGAGUAUCGGUGUGGUACGGUCGGGUCACGCCGCACGAGGUCGACGCGAUCGUGAGGGAGACGAUCAUCGGCGGGAGGAUCCUCCCGGCGCUGCUCCGGGGCGGGAUGAACUUGUGCGCGCCGGGCCACCAGAGCCUGCACGAGUGGUAG